UGCCCUUUGUAGAGCUUUGCUAUUGUGAGCUGGUCUGCAUGAGCUCAUUUCAUCCACUCUACAAGACCCCACUGAGCUGCUGCAGGACUGUGUCCAGUCACAGUCACAGAAGACCACCAUCAUUUGAGCUGAAGCAUCUUGUGUAGAGUCUAAGUGGCUGCUGCACUUGCCACAAGUUCCAUCCACCCCUCUCUAUAGUGGUCUGCUGCCUGAUCAAGCUAGCUACAGGUCAUGGAGCCUAAUACUACACACAGGAGCGAUUCAAAGCCGUUCAACAAGUUUAGUUCUCCAUCAACAACCCGAGUGUCUUCUCCGUCCUCGUUCCCGUUCCAACCAGUGAGAUCAAAGUUCAUCGGCAGCUUUAUCCACGAGGUCAACUUCGACCCCCGGCCGGUAAAGCAACGUCCUUCAAAACGAGCUAGACAGAGAAUCAGAAAGAGACUUGCUAAACUGGAACUUGAAGACAAAGCAAAUAAAGUAUCUCCUGAGAGUGGGUAUGACACAACGUCAGGUGAUUGCCAGACGCCACGGUUCUCCUCGCCCGAGAAAAGUAGCUUCAAAUUGACAGAGACUCACCAAUCUCAGAGCAAGAAGAAAGAAGUGAAACAGGAAAGAAAUAACUUGCUACCCGCUGCUGCAAAUGCAUCCAAUGAAGGUAAUACAGUUUCCUCACGAGCACGGACCACCUCUGUUAGUAGCGUGAGCAGUUUAAUCACUGACAAGAAUCUUCGUAGGCCGCUAAAAGACCUCCACAGAUGUGAGGUCUCCAUUGCCAAGUAUGAAGCCAUGCUAUCAGACAAAUGCGAAGAAGGACAGGUUCAAUUGAGAGAUGUGUUCUCCAGAUUGCGUCACCAAGUGGAUGAGCGGGAGACAGACCUGAGGCAAGAGCUGACAACUGUUAGGGACAAUGCUGCUGCUAUUUUGGAGCGGCGCAAGAGGACUGCUCUUUACCUGAGGCAAGCCACCGAACAAGUGGCCAAUCUAGAGGAGCCACAAGUCGAGGAGCUCAAGCAACAGAUAAAGCAAUUUGUGACAGACCGAAGAGUGGACGAAGAGAUUGGCACCAUCACUCGUUUCCAAGCCGACUUAGACGAUAUUCUGAGGCAUGUAAUGGGCUUCGGAAAAGUGAACAACGUGAGGCACUUGUACACAGAGUGGGAGGAGAAUCCCGGUGAAGCCAUAGAGAUGAGCAAGCAUCGUCUGUCGUUCCCAAUCUCCGCCCACCAUCGGUUCACGCCCUCCAUCGACAGCGAGGUUGAUAGCUCCUCCCCCGGCAACUCAAUCAGCUCCAACAACAUCGCUAGUUCUUGUAACAGCAGCUCCACUGCUUCUUUGCUGACCGAGAAAGAAACAAGUUCUUUAUCGCCUCCUUCACCAGUAGAACAGAACAACAACUCUAAAAAGCCGAAAGAAGAUUCUCCAGUUUUGAAGGAAUUGACUCAGAAGAUAGGUCAACAGGCUAAUGAUGAAACUGAUGGACAGAGCGCCAGCGGAAAUAAUGAGCCAGUCGCUAUGAAACCAGAUGCUGUAGCCGAUGGCAACAAAACUAACAAACCAAUCUGUGCACUAACAUUAAAUAUUGAGACAACGAAAACGGAAGAGACGAUUGAAGAAGAAGAAGGACUGGACACGAUUGAGGAUGAUGGGCAGAGUGAUAAAAAGAUUACACCUGAGGAGCUGCUCCUAAAACAAGCCAGAGUGAGAGAGUCCCUUAAAAUGCAAGGAGUGUUUCUCUACGACCCCAUCACCGGCGAAGGUCCACCCCCAACGCCCCCACCACAAGCCACACCCCUCGAUAUGGGUAUAAUGGCCGACCACGAUUUACGACCUUUGUCCCCUGCUAGCAGGAAGAAAAAAACGCCCACACAACUUCGGAGGGAGCGAAAAAAGAGGCAAAAAGAACGAGAGAAGCGACAAAACGAGAUUGAAAGAAAAGUACGUGAAGAUUCCUCAAAAAGUAUAUCUUCUGGUGAAUCAAGUGACUCUAAAACACCCGACAUACCUAACACUGAUAAGAGCUCUUCUGGAGUGGAGGCGGAGUCUAAGGUCAACUGGAGCCACGCCCCCUUGGGGGGCGACGAUCGUGACGCUUCGAGUGAGAACAGUGAAGGUGAAGACAGUCCAAUCGAUUCUGGAGUAGUGCAGAUAGCGGAGGAGACAUUAACAAUACCUGCUGAUCAGCAGACCAAUAAAGAAGCCACAAAUCAAGACAUACCGUUGCAUUCAGAGGAUCAAGCCAUUAUAACCGUGGAAACACCAUCAAGUAGCGACCAUCUCUGUAGUGAUAUGAACAAUGAACUAGACCAAGGCCCUACUGUAUCAACUGAUGAUUAUGUGAACUGCAAUCAAGUGGAACCUGACACUCCAGCAACUAACUCUUCUACUAGCGAGAUAUCGAUACCACCUUCAUUCGAGGAUGAAUCAAUUUUGUCAUCUGAAGUCCCAUCUUUGAAGCAGCUAGCUACAGUUGUAGCCACCGUUACUGAGGUUACCAGUCUGCCGUCCAAUCAGCUACAACUUGACGAUCCGCUGUCGCAACCCCCUCCCUCCAUAGAGCAACAGACCAUCGGAGCACCCCCCCUUGACUCAAGUGAUGGAGAACACAGCAAGCACGUCAUUGCAGACAGUGAAGUACCAACCAUUGAUAAAGAGGACGAUCAUCAACCCUCCAUAGAGCAACAGACCAUCGGAGCACCCCCCCUUGACUCAAGUGAUGGAGAACACAGCAAGCACGUCAUUGCAGACAGUGAAGUACCAACCAUUGAUAAAGAGGACGAUCAUCAACCCUCCAUAGAGCAACAGACCAUCGGAGCACCCCCCCUUGACUCAAGUGAUGGAGAACACAGCAAGCACGUCAUUGCAGACAGUGAAGUACCAGCCAUUGAUAAAGAGGACGAUCAUCAACCCUCCAUAGAGCAACAGACCAUCGGAGCAUCCCCCCUUGACUCAAGUGAUGAAGAACACAGCAAGCACGUCAUUGCAGACAGUGAAGUACCAACCAUUGAUAAAGAGGACGAUCAUCAACCCUCCAUAAUAGAGCAACAGACCAUCGGAGCACCCCCCCUUGACUCAAGUGAUGGAGAACAUAGCAAGCACGUCAUUGCAGACAGUGAAGUACCAGCCAUUGAUAAAGAGGACGAUCAUCAACCCUCCAUAGAGCAACAGACCAUCGGAGCACCCCCCCUUGACUCAAGUGAUGGAGAACACAGCAAGCACGUCAUUGCAGACAGUGGUGUACCAGCCAUUGAUAAAGAGGACGAUCAUCAACCCUCCAUAGAGCAACAGACCAUCGGAGCACCCCCCCUUGACUCAAGUGAUGGAGAACACGGCAAGCACGUCAUUGCAGACAGUGAAGUACCAGCCAUUGAUAAAGAGGACGAUCAUCAACCCUCCAUAAUAGAGCAACAGACCAUCGGAGCACCCCCCCUUGACUCAAGUGAUGGAGAACAUAGCAAGCACGUCAUUGCAGACAGUGAAGUACCAGCCAUUGAUAAAGAGGACGAUCAUCAACCCUCCAUAAUAGAGCAACAGACCAUCGGAGCACCCCCCCUUGACUCAAGUGAUGGAGAACAUAGCAAGCACGUCAUUGCAGACAGUGAAGUACCAGCCAUUGAUAAAGAGGACGAUCAUCAACCCUCCAUAGAGCAACAGACCAUCGGAGCACCCCCCCUUGACUCAAGUGAUGGAGAACACGGCAAGCACGUCAUUGCAGACAGUGAAGUACCAGCCAUUGAUAAAGAGGACGAUCAUCAACCCUCCAUAAUAGAGCAACAGACCAUCGGAGCACCCCCCCUUGACUCAAGUGAUGGAGAACAUAGCAAGCACGUCAUUGCAGACAGUGAAGUACCAGCCAUUGAUAAAGAGGACGAUCAUCAACCUUCCAUAGAGCAACAGACCAUCGGAGCACCCCCCCUUGACUCAAGUGAUGGAGAACACAGCAAGCACGUCAUUGCAGACAGUGAAGUACCAGCCAUUGAUAAAGAGGACGAUCAUCAACCUUCCAUAGAGCAACAGACCAUCGGAGCACCCCCCCUUGACUCAAGUGAUGGAGAACACGGCAAGCACGUCAUUGCAGACAGUACUCUUGAUAUGCAGGAUGUCUCAUCAAUUGAUAGAGAAGAAUAGAUAGACGGAGUAUUUUAAUUAAUUAUAGGCAAAAAUAUCAACUUUGUAUUAUAAGCAUUAUAAGCACAGCAUUUCUGCAUUAACG
Molecule: messenger RNA, 4210 nt
Organism: Halichondria panicea
Lineage: Eukaryota; Metazoa; Porifera; Demospongiae; Suberitida; Halichondriidae
Exons: 9
Coding region: 232-4125 (1297 amino acids)
Cellular component (GO): cytoplasm
Source: RefSeq, a predicted model, not a curated record